UAGUCUUAGACGCAGCUUUGACGACGUUCGACGUGUUUCUUGGAGCUUAGCCUCAAACUGAAACUGGAUAUCGGAUAUGUUUGAGAUAUUUAAUAUUCCUCACGCCGAUCCCCUGGGUUUGCCUUUUACCUUUGGACCAUGGCCCAUUUUUAUACUAAUAUCCUCCUAUUUGCUCUUCGUGCUGAAGCUCGGACCAGAAAUUAUGAAAAAUCGGGAGCCCUUCAAGCUACGGGUUGCACUCAAGGUGUAUAAUAUAUUUCAAAUCCUGUAUAACAGUUUACUUCUAGUAUAUAGCCUUCACUUUAUUAUCACGAAGAAACCCUACGACUUUAAUUGCAUAGUAAUACUACCCUUAGAUCACGAAUUCAAGGACACAGAUCGUCUAAUCGAUUACUUAUACUACAUCAAUAAAAUAAUCGAUUUGAUGGACACUGUCUUCUUUGUGCUCCGCAAGAGCUAUAAACAAAUUACAGCAUUGCAUCUCAUUCAUCAUGUCUACAUGGCCACUGCCGGAUACUUUUGGAACCGUAUUUAUGGAUACGGAGGCCAUUUCAUUUUUGCAGGACUUCUAAAUCUCUUUGUCCACAUCGUGAUGUACACCUACUACUACCUCUCAUCCCAGAAGCCACAAAUCAGGAAGAGUGCUUGGUGGAAGCAGUAUAUUACUGUACUGCAACUGGUUCAGUUUGUUCUCAUGUUUUCUCACAGCCUUUGGACCCUCCUGCAACCAAACUGUGAUGUACCCUAUCCAAUGAUCUUCUUAGUGAUGUGUUUUUCAGCGCUUUUGUUCAUCAUGUUUGUCAAAUUCUAUAGGAAAACCUACACACUGACAAAAAAGAAAGAUCCAUAGAGAAACUUAAUGUAUUACUUAAUAAAUAUCUGUAUUUUCAAUACGAUAAAUA
Drosophila innubila is the source of this 902-nucleotide messenger RNA. Its product is annotated as elongation of very long chain fatty acids protein F-like. Gene Ontology annotation, molecular function: fatty acid elongase activity. Gene Ontology annotation, cellular component: endoplasmic reticulum membrane. The record is from RefSeq and is a predicted model, not a curated record. NCBI's taxonomy places the organism in Eukaryota, Metazoa, Arthropoda, Insecta, Diptera, Drosophilidae. Bases 77 to 850 code for a protein of 257 amino acids. Gene Ontology annotation, biological process: very long-chain fatty acid biosynthetic process; fatty acid elongation, saturated fatty acid; fatty acid elongation, monounsaturated fatty acid. The transcript has 2 exons.